GCGAGGGAGAGAGGAGAACUCUCUACGUAUAUAAUCUUGAGUACAGAGCACACAUUUCACCACUCAGUUCUAGUUGGACUUCGGACGUGUGAAUUGUGUCAAGCCUUCCGACGAGGGAAAGUUUUUGUUUGUUUGGUGCGCUCGUUGUAUGGAGCGAGAGAAGAGUAUAAAACACGGAGAGAGCCCUGUGGAGCCAAUAAGCAGCUGCAGGGAUGAGCAUGGCUUUGUGCCAACAGUGGGCCGUUGGGGAAGUGAAUGGCCAAGUUGACUCGAGACGGCAGAAAUAUGGUGCCAGCCACAGGGGCAGGCACGCGGGCCCUGGAUCAGGGGUGUGCCGCUACCCCUGCCGGUAUGGGCCCAUUACGAGGCACCAGCCUUGACCGUUCCAACGGUCGAACAAUAUGAGGAACUAGCAAGCAGCGUUGAACUAGAAACGCAACAUUUACUGCAUUCUAUAAGGAUUACAUUGCGAGCGGUGAAACCAUACUGGAGAGAUUUUAUCACAAGUAUCAACCACUCAUAACGCGCGAACAUCACACCUGUGUGGGCUUGGGAUUCGAAUUGCUGUACCGUUUGAGAUGUUUGAACAAAAGAUUUCCUGGAAUAGCAAGCGGCCUCUAUCUAGUGUCCUGUGAAGAGACGAUCGAUAACGUCGCUAGUUACGUUGGCGGACCACCCGCUGCAGAUAGUGGAGAGAAGGAACAUGUACUGGUGUGCCUGAAGAUCGAAAUUGGCGGACGGAAAGGAGUUAUGCUCCUGGAUCCUGGAUAUCACGUAGCUCGCGUGAUCACUGUGAUGGAAGAUAAGUUAUACCCACAUACAGGCUGGUUCAUUCAAUCGGACGAGCCAGAUUGCAAGAAAGAGUACAAUUACUUCCUAUGUGCUAACGAUCCUGAUUAUAUUGAAUGGCACGAGAGGAAAACCCGUUCCGGUACCUUGGAGAGAACACAAGUUGCUCUUAUAUACGUGGCAAGGCCUUACUUAACUGCCAUCGAUGUUACCGAACGCAGAAAUUUGGUUUAUAACUUUAGAAGCCUUCUCGCGAGAGACACCAAGGGUCAUGUUACAGCCGGCAUAUAUUUCCCCGUUGUGCUGGAUAUGAAUAAUGCACAAACUUUUUCAAUUUUUUACCAAACGAACAAUGGCAAAAAGAGAAUCAAAAUGGCAUUCAACAAGUUCUGUAAUUCACCGAAGAUAAAUCCUGAUGCUGAAGAGAAAGAAAUUAUCGCCGAAUGUGCCCGGCAAUUAGGUCUCUCGCAAGAUACUCUAGAGGAUCUACUAUGUGCUCUUGCUACAGUUAUAUGCGACUCAGCCUUCGUGGCUCAACUCCUGGCUAUUAAUUCGAGAAUCAACACUUUAGCAGAAGACAAUUAACAGAAGUCAAUCUGCCCUGUGCGGUGCAGACAAUAUAUAGUGUAUCAUUUUUUUUGCCAGCUAUCCUCUUAUGUUCUUUUUAUUUUGUUGAUGAUUAUUUUAAUAACUUUACUAUGUUCUGCAGAUAAUAAUUUUAUCCUUGUUAUAAAAUAGGGUAUAAUAUUUUCUAUUGACUGUUCAAGAAAUUUACGUAUUUUAUGCGUUGUUGUUGACAGUUCAAUGAAAAUAUUAAUGUAUAUAUUAAUCACUUUUUUAAUAUCAUUUUCAAAAUUCUGUUCAUCUAUCUAUUCUUAUCGUCGAUAAAUAUUUAAUCUUAGAUCAUUUUAAAGUCUUAAAAAGUUUGAACGUUUUUGUCGAAAUACUGUUGAGUUUAAGAAAUUAGUCUCUUGCUUGCGUUCUAUACAAAAAAACUCAUAAAAAAUGGUGGUAUUAGGGUUGACUUAUAUUCAAUUUUGUCUUUAGUAUAAAGGUGAAUUAAGUUAUACUAAAUCUAUAAGUUUUAUUUGAAUAAACAGUGACAAAAGUUAUUACAUUAAA
Frieseomelitta varia is the source of this 1911-nucleotide messenger RNA. RefSeq lists its product as uncharacterized. The record is from RefSeq and is a predicted model, not a curated record. Lineage: Eukaryota; Metazoa; Arthropoda; Insecta; Hymenoptera; Apidae. The transcript has 5 exons. Bases 751 to 1374 code for a protein of 207 amino acids.